AUGGAAACGGAGGGUCUUGUAGCCCGAGAGCACCUUGACACGGUAUCCCAUCAUACUCGGCUUGUGCAGCGUCGGCUGCCGGUUAAACACCACGCGGUCACCAUCAAGAAUGUGACGGUAGACGAUCAGCGUAACACCGCUCUGCGCCAUGGCAAAGUACUUUGCCGCGUGCUGCCGUCGCGUCUGCUCCGGCACAUCGAGGUCGAUGAAGCGAAUCUCGCCGUUGGCGUGUCGUAUUUCGAGGUGCGUGGCACCGGGGUAGCGAUGCAGGCCAUUGACGACGCAUCGCUUCAGAAGAUUCAUGCGUGCCGGCGCAAAGCACGUCACCUGCUCCGGGAAAGACAGACUGCGGGAGAAAGGGCGGGGCAGCAGCACCUCGUUUGGCUCCACCAGUGGGUCAGGUGA
Messenger RNA from Trypanosoma grayi, 405 nucleotides. RefSeq lists its product as hypothetical. NCBI's taxonomy places the organism in Eukaryota, Euglenozoa, Kinetoplastea, Trypanosomatida, Trypanosomatidae. Bases 1 to 405 code for a protein of 134 amino acids. The transcript has a single exon. The record is from RefSeq and is a predicted model, not a curated record.